Bactrocera oleae (olive fruit fly) is the source of this 1698-nucleotide messenger RNA. RefSeq names its product probable inactive tRNA-specific adenosine deaminase-like protein 3. The record is from RefSeq and is a predicted model, not a curated record. Gene Ontology annotation, biological process: tRNA wobble adenosine to inosine editing. Gene Ontology annotation, molecular function: tRNA-specific adenosine deaminase activity. Lineage: Eukaryota; Metazoa; Arthropoda; Insecta; Diptera; Tephritidae.
GCGAGGCGUCCAGUCAAUAUGAAGUAAAAAUCAUAAGUUUUGAAAAUUAACCCAUCAAUUCAUUUACUCUGUUUUACACUUUUUAUACAGUUUUUAAUAGAAAUUGUAUAAUAAUAACAAACAUACACUUUAUCAUUAAAGAUGGUAGCAUUUAUUUCUACUGCUUCUUCUCUCUAUUUAUCAUCCGAUUUUUGACUUGUUUGUUUUCAUGUGAUGAGUAGGUGCCAGUGCUCUAAAUUAUUACAAAAAUUUAGUAGGAGGAGGUUUGUUUCGAGUCAGAGAAGUGACAUUGAUUAAACAGCUGAUUAUAAUUGUUUAGAAAGUGGGGAAGAGCAACAAAAACAAGUUAACUUAAUAUAUAUACAUAUGUGCUCAUACUGUUGUAUAUAUUUAUCUCUUUUAAUUAACUCGUGUUGAUUUAUAUUUGUAUAAACGGUGUUUUACUAUGGAGGACGACAACUCUCGGCCAAUAAAACGUUUGAAAUUAAAUGACAAUCCCGAGUGGUAUACCUCUGCCAUAUUGACUGAUGAAUACUCCAAAGAGGUUCCACGUGUUAGAGUUUACCUAAGUGAAUUGGACAAUAAGCGACUAAUUUCGAAUGUAAUGCAGGAACUAAGUAAAAUGCUACCGCUGGAACGAAUGAACUUGCAUCAUUUAAAACGUGUACGACAACAGAAUAUUCUUUUGUGCCAAGUUAAUGAUUUAAAUGGUCAAAGCUUAUCUCGGUACUUAGAGUCUGUCGGACUUAGUCAUAAUGUAGUCAAUCUUUUGUGUAAAAACGUACGUGAAUAUGAUGUUCCUGCUCUACCGUCUCUGCUCCGUUGGCAAUAUGAGCUGGCGCAAACAUAUUGGCCUUGCAAAUUUCAUCCAGACAAAUAUAUGGAAUCACUCCACAAUGGAAGUAUAUUUAAUGAGAAAGAGCGAAACUUCCAUUCAAAAAUUAUGCAUUUGUUGGAAGGUAUUACAAAUGAGUUGGAGCAUAGCAAACCUUGUGGCAUCUGCAUUGAUCCACGAACCAAGGGUGUUGUUGCUUUGGCAAGUAGCGGAGCAUUAAUUAGUCCAGUAAUGCAUUGUCCCAUGAUGCUUGUAGAUUUCGUAGCACGCACACAAGAUGGUGGCGCUUGGCGACAAGAGGUUUCGCAUGAAUUCCAAAAUGUCAACGAAGAUAUUUACAAUGAUAUAAAAGUGAAUUCCGUCAUAAGUGGUAUACCCAAACGGGUUUUGGAAUUAAUACGUACUGAUGAGAGAUUUAAGGAUAUAAAAGUAGGUGCAGAAUUACCGAGGGGUAAAAUAAAAUGUGAUGCCAGUGAGCAAAAUACUGCUCAAAAUGUGGAUAACUUAGAAAAAUAUGGUCCAUAUUUAUGUACUGGAUAUGAUUUGUAUUUAAGCCAAGAACCGUGUCUAAUGUGUGCUAUGGCGUUGGUACACAGUCGUGCGCGAAGAGUUUUUUUCGAAAAAUGCUCUAAUAAUGGUGCAUUGGUUACACGCUUGAAGCUGCACGCAGUCAGGGAGUUAAAUCAUCACUAUGAAGUUUUUCAAUGUAAGAAGAUAGAUCAAACAAACCAUUUAAUAUAUAGUUGACGUCAUAUUACAUUUAAGUGUUGUAAUAAAAGUUUUUUAAUUAAGUAGUAAAGUUUAUUUGUAUACCAAUUUGAUUAUGACUAUAUUUUAUGCAAAUACACUUGGUUUUUCAUUUA